GCUUUUCGCUGAGCUAUAUCGGCCGAGCCAAACGCGUACCGUAACUACAUGCCAGAUGAUGCACUGAGGGUGGUUUUUAAUAAAGACCACCCGCUAUGCAGUGCUGGUGCUCGGUGCACGCCUUGUAGGUAUUUGUCUGGCAGGAUAGACAGAGUGUAGAUAUCAGGAAGCUGAAGAAAAGAGAACUGUGAGAGCAAACAGUCAGGAGGCCACGGUUCCCCCUCACACACAUACAUACAUCACCACGGCCUUGAUGGUGAUGUAUGCAAGGAAACCAACAAGAGUCAGCGAUGGGUGCAACGACAGAAGGGAUUCGCAAUCCUAUCAGACCCAUAAAUCUCAGCCAAAGAGCCAGUCCAGCAGCCUUCACCGUUAUGACAAGGUGCGCGAUGGCUCGUCAGACCCCACGCCCCCUUACAAGAUGCUGCGACGCUCAGAUGAAAGUCCUGUCAGCAGACAUGGAGACGGCGCGGGACAUGGCAAGGCAAAGACCUCUCACACAGUUAAAGGAAGAAAUGGGACCAGCGGCUCUCCUCUGGAGAACUCUCACAACAACAGCUCCCACCAUGGCGCCGACUCGCAUGCGACUCAGAGCAAGCCUGCAGACAGGGACCCAGCAGAUGACUGGACAGAACACAUCAGCUCUUCUGGGAAGAAGUACUACUAUAACUGUAGAACUGAGGUCUCCCAGUGGGAGAAACCCAAGGACCUGUUGGAGAGGGAACAACGACAGAAAGACUCUGUCAAGAUGGCGGCGAACAGUUUCCCCAGGGACAUGGACUACAGACAAGAGGCCUUGCAGGACAAAGCCACAACAAAGACCACAUCAGGGGACACGUCCACAGCAUCCAACUCCGGCCAUUCCUCCUCUUCCGCUUCUUCUCAGAGCCUGAACUCUGCUCCUGGUGCUUUAGGUUCCACCCCCUCCACCAUCUCCUCCUCCUCCACCUCUUCCUCCUCUUCAGGGCAGGUGCCCCAGUCUGUCCAGUCCCCGUCACCAGCGCUGCUGCAGGACCCGGCCCUCCUUCAUCAGCUCCUCCCGGCGCUACAGGCGACUCUGCAGAUGAACAACGGCAGUAUGGACAUGGCUAAACUCAAUGAGGUCUUGGCAGCUGCUGUCACCCAAGCUUCCUUGCGGUCUGUGCUUCAUAAGCUCCUCACUGCUGGACCUGCUUUCAACGUCACUGCUCUGCUCUCAGCUGCUCAGCACUCCAACCAAGCCCAGCACUCCAGUCAGUCACCUGUCUCUCUGACGUCAGAUGCAUCAUCACCGCGGCCGUACGUUUCACCGCGGAACGGCACGCCGCAGAGCAACCAGAAAUCCCUUCUGGCUGUGCAUCCUGGCAGCAUCACAUCCCUACAAACAAGGGGCAGUAUGUCAUCAGGUAAACAAGGAUCAGUCCCCCUGUCUCAGACCGCAGAGAAGCGUCCAGAGGACCCCAGAAUUAUCCAGCAGAGAAGUCAGGAGAUUCUGUGCACUGGAUCAAACAUAUCUGGUGCUGCGUUGCCCCACGUCCCCUCCAGCAGCACCAGCCAAACCCAGGCCGACACCCCCGGCUCCUUCACCCCCACCUUGGCAGCUCAUUUUGAUGAGAACCUCAUCAGACAUAUCCAAGGAUGGCCUUCAGAGAACACUGAGAAACAGGCGGCUCGGUUGCGCGAGGACAUCCACAACAUGGGCAGCUUGUACAUGUCUGAGAUCUGCACAGAGAUGAAAAACCUCCGCUCCCUGGUCAGAGUGUGUGAAAUCCAGGCCACACUGCGGGAACAGAGAAUCCUGUUUCUGAGGCAGCAGAGCAAAGAGCUGGACAAGCUGAAGAACCAGAACUCCUACAUGGUGUGAGGAGCCGACCACAGAAGAAAAGACUGGGAUGGAUGGAUUAAAAUACUGGUUAAUAAAAGAGGAGUAGACAUGGACAGCGAGCUGCCAUAGCCUGUUUAUUCUCCCGACAAGAGCAACUGAGGAAAGCUGUUGGAAGACACAGCGGCCGACGAGGUGGAGCGACAUCAUCCUGAACAUGUCUUUUUCUUUCCUUUUUUUUAAAAAAAAAAAUUGCUUUUCCAGUGCCGCCACAUGAACGGUGACGCGUCUGACACUUUAACCAGUGGACAUAGAGGACCUGAGGCUCUUUUCAAACAGCACCUUUUUGGACUGUGAACCUUGGAUUGUGUGUAUUGUAUUGGGUUAACUUGUUUUCUGGUGUGUUUUUGAUGUGUAGUGGUCAGGAAAAGAUUACGACUCAUUCUUGGGGAAAAUCAGCGGAAACAAACCAUCUCAUAAAAAUCGGUGUGACACAGUUCAGACGGCAGUGUGAGCGGACUUCUGAAAUGGACUUUGUCAUGCGUUGGAAUGGCAGUGAUGUUACUAAUCUUAUUUUUUAGUCACUAUACGUGUCAGUGAUUUUGCCAUCGCGGUGCAUCUUCAAGCUGGUUGGUUUUACAUUUCAUGAGAUUAGCAAAGACAUUUGGCUGGACCUUUCUGAAAAUACUUAAAUGUGCUUCAGUUGUUUUGUCCCGGUUGAUGGGAAUGUCCAUCAUUGUCGGACACACUCCAGAUGUUUCAAAGUCAUUUUGAGAAAAAGCCUACAUUAUUGGACCUAGGUUGGCUGCUAGUGCAUAUAAGGUUACUGUAUAUUCAUUUGUAGCCCUCUUGGCCGCUUUGUUCUCCCUUCUGACACUUGUCUCUUUUACUUUUCUUUUUUUUUUGGUAUAAUUGUCAACAUUUGGUUUCUCUCCCAGGUCAGAGUCGGGGGAAAUAUUUCAUUCCUUUUGUGCAGCUUAGCAAGAGGUAAAAGAAAAGUGACUGAAUUUUAAAGUCAUGCACAGCUAAAUUAUCGUUGCACAUGAUUGAGUACGUCCUUGUAGUCAUAAUGGAAAAGAUCAAUGGAAAGUCGGUUUAUUUUUGCAGAAAAGGACAUCCAUGUUUUGUUUCACCAUUUUUGUUCCGCUGUCGUGGCUGCAGCCCUUUUAUCAACUGAUUCCAGCCAGAUUUGGCUACUUUUUUUAAAGGGUUCGUUCAUGAUGAGAGGGGAUACUUUUUAUAUGAGCAUCACAUUAAACUGCAGUCGUACAUUUCUUCACCCAUGAAGCAACUUCCUUUGUCUCUCGCCUGUUCUUUUCCUUGUCCUUGAGUAGUUUCCACCACAUCUGAUGUACACACUU
Messenger RNA from Chelmon rostratus (copperband butterflyfish), 3162 nucleotides. RefSeq names its product WW domain-containing adapter protein with coiled-coil-like. The coding region runs from base 254 to 1843 and encodes 529 amino acids. The record is from RefSeq and is a predicted model, not a curated record. Gene Ontology annotation, cellular component: nucleus. Lineage: Eukaryota; Metazoa; Chordata; Actinopteri; Chaetodontiformes; Chaetodontidae. Gene Ontology annotation, molecular function: RNA polymerase II complex binding; chromatin binding. Gene Ontology annotation, biological process: positive regulation of TORC1 signaling; regulation of autophagy. The transcript is spliced from 13 exons.